Rhincodon typus (whale shark) is the source of this 9213-nucleotide messenger RNA. RefSeq names its product phosphodiesterase 5A, cGMP-specific, b (gene pde5ab). Gene Ontology annotation, molecular function: protein binding; 3',5'-cyclic-GMP phosphodiesterase activity. NCBI's taxonomy places the organism in Eukaryota, Metazoa, Chordata, Chondrichthyes, Orectolobiformes, Rhincodontidae. The transcript is spliced from 21 exons. Bases 24 to 2564 code for a protein of 846 amino acids. The record is from RefSeq and is a predicted model, not a curated record. Gene Ontology annotation, biological process: signal transduction.
GAGGGCGGCCCUCAGCCGGAACCAUGGCGAGAUCCAGCAUCAGCGACUACGAUCGCACCGAGGCUUGGCUGGAUGAUCAUUUAGACUUUGCGCAUUCAUACUUUGUCCGGAAGGCAACCAGGGAGAUGGUCAAUGCCUGGUUUGCAGACAGAGUGCACACUAUUCCCACCACAAACGAAACUGUGAGAGACCUCAGCCCUAUGCAUCAAAUGACCCAGCCUGAAAGUGCCACACCUGGGACACCUACAAGGAAAAUAUCUGCUUCAGAAUUUGACAGGCCCCUGAGACCCAUGCUUGUUAAAGAUUCUAUUGGGGGUUUAACAUUUGUCUUUGACCCAGAUAGAAAGGAACAGAUGCCAUUCAAGUUUCCCAAGCCUGCAUGUGAAGCCAAACCUGUCAAUGACCAGUGUUCCCGACUUUUAGAGCUUGUCAAGGAUAUUUCCAGCCAUUUAGAUGUUACAGCGCUCUGUCACAAAAUCUUUCUCCACAUCAAUGAAGUCAUUGCUGCUGACAGAUAUUCGCUCUUCCUGGUGCACGAGGACAGCUCAAAUGAAAAGUUUCUCGUGAGUCAGCUCUUCGAUGUUGCAGAAGGUUCCACACCUGAAGAAACUUCAAACAAUUGCAUCCGGUUGGAAUGGAACAAAGGGAUAGUUGGAUAUGUAGCAGCUACAGGAGAGCCACUGAAUAUUAAAGAUGCAUAUGAGGAUCCCAGGUUUAAUGCAGAAGUUGACCAGAUCACAGGAUACAAGACGCAGAGUAUUCUAUCGAUGCCAAUAAAGAAUCAUGAAGAGGAGGUUGUUGGUGUCGCUCAAGCAAUCAACAAAAAAUGUGGAACAAAUGGAGCAUUCACCAAAAAAGAUGAGAAGGAUUUUGCAGCCUAUUUGACCUUUUGCGGGAUUGUUCUCCACAAAGCCAAAGUGUACGAGACUUCGCUACUUGAAAACAGGCGCAAUCAGGUUCUACUUGAUCUAGCCACCCUGAUAUUCGAGGAGCAACAUUCCUUGGAAGUAAUUUUGAAGAAGAUUGCAGCAACUAUCCUUUCGUUCAUGCAGGCUCAGAGCUGUACCAUCUUCAUUGUGGAUGACAGCUCUUCUGAUUCAUUUUCCAGUGUCUUCCACAUGACUUCAGCAGAGCUUGGAGAUCCGUCAGAGUUCCAGAGAAGGAGUUAUGAUACAAAUAAAAUCAACUACAUUUUUGCAAAGUACGCAAAAAGCACCAUGGAAACCUUGAAUAUUUCAGAUGUUAGCAAGGAUACACGGUUUACAUGGACAAGUGAAAAUGCAGAAAGUACAAACAAACAAAUAAAAAGCUUGCUCUGCACCCCAAUUAAAAAUGGAAAGAAGAAUAAAGUGAUAGGUGUCUGUCAGUUGAUGAACAAAAUUGGUGAAACCGUUGACAAAAUCAGUGCCUUUAAUAAAAACGAUGAGCAGUUUCUGGAAGCAUUUGCCAUUUUUUGUGGCUUGGGCAUACAGAACACUCAGAUGUAUGAAACUGUUGAAAUGGCCAUGGCAAAACAGAUUGUGACACUGGAGGUCCUUUCAUAUCAUGCAUCUGCCACUGAAAAUGAAACUGAGGCGCUUCAGGUAACAGCGGCUAUGACUGUCCCUUCUGCUCAUUCACUGAAGCUGCUCGAUUUUAGCUUCAGUGAUUUUGACCUGACUGAAGUUGAAACGACGCUGGCUGCCAUCCGAAUGUUCAAGGAUCUGAAUUUUUUACAGAACUUCCAGAUGAAAUACGAGGUUCUUUGCCGCUGGAUUUUAAGUGUUAAAAAAAAUUAUCGAAGACAUGUAGCAUAUCACAAUUGGAGACAUGCAUUUAAUACUGCUCAAUGCAUGUUUGCUGUGCUGAAAUCUGGCAAAAUUCAGAACAAGUUAACAGACCUGGAGAUUUUAGCCCUCAUUAUAGCAACCCUGAGCCAUGAUCUGGACCACAGAGGGGUGAACAAUGCUUUCAUAAAGAGGAGUGAGCACCCUCUGGCUCAACUUUACUGUCACUCCAUGAUGGAACAUCAUCACUUUGAUCAAUGUGUCAUGAUACUCAACUCUCCUGGAAACCAAAUUCUGAGUGGCCUUUCUCUGGAUGAGUAUAAAAUGACACUGAAAAUGAUUGAGCAAGCCAUUUUAGCCACAGAUUUAGCAAUCUACAUAAAGAGGAGAGAAGAAUUUUUUGAUCUGGUGAAAACCAAUCAAUUUGACUGGGAAGUUAAAAGUCACAAAGAGCUUUUAAUGGCGAUGUUGAUGACAGCAUGUGAUGUGUCUGCAAUAACCAAACCUUGGCCUGUUCAACAAAAGACAGCCGAACUUGUGGCAACAGAAUUUUUCGAACAAGGUGACAAAGAGAGGGAAGAGUUAAAAAUUGAACCCAUUGAUUUAAUGAACAGAGAGAAAUGUGAUCAGAUCCCCAGCAUGCAGGUUGGAUUCAUUGAUGCAAUCUGUCUUAAGUUAUAUGAGGCUCUGGCAGAGAUAUCUGAAGCUUGCCUCCCAUUGCUUGAAGGCUGUAGGAAUAAUCGAAAGAACUGGGAAAUGUUAGCCACUCAAAAACUGGUGAAUGGCGAAAAAAAAUGAUGGCCUUGGUGAUUCAUCCUGUAGCCUAUUGAGAACACAGGACUCAUUUUUUGGGAUGAAUUUGGGGCUGACAAGCAGUUGUUUUUUUUGCUGCCAAUUGUGUAUAGAAUGUAGUAAAAACUGUUAGUAGCUCAGUGAAAUAAGAACUAUUAGCUCCCAACAGGUUGGGCUGUUUUCCAAAUCACUUAGACAAGCUGUUAUUUUCAGUUUAAUUGUUAUCACGUUCACAGACCAUAGGACAACCAAUAAACUGGCUGAAUGUAUCUGCAAUUUGUUAAUACCAGUCAGAAAAGGAAAGGGACAGCCAAGUCCUGCAACUUAAGGAAUCCAGGAGUUUCAGACUCUGAAAUUUUGAUGUUUUAACCUAGCAGACAUGUUCUUAAUACUUAUUUUAAAAUGUAAAUGAAUUCGUCAAUUAUUAUUUAAAAAUACACCAUUACAACCUAACACAUUAUUGUUCAAUUUUAAAAAAUAACUUCUUAGCUAGAUUUGGCUGCUAUGAACUUACUGUCUAGCUUUGAGAGAAUGAAAGAAAUAUUUGUAGUCUUGCUUGGGAUGUGGUUUGCCCACGAAUAAGUACAGCAUUCCAUUUCGUAGCCAAUCCAUGUGCUGGGAGAGUUGUGUGGCUUCCAAUCAAUGUAUUUAUAUAUUAUAUAAUGUCACUAAAAAUGAGACUUGUCUCUUGGUCUUGCACACAAAGAAAUUGUAGCAGUUGAAUCUUGUAAAGGCAAGUAUAUUAUAUUUUACAACAUUGUUGGGAUAGUUUUAUAACGGGUAGCAUGUUUUACAUUUCAAAGUGCACAUAUUUCAAUGUAUUGAUGAUAGGGACACAAGGCACCAUCAACAAUUUAUUUUGCUGAUAUUUGUACAUGGUGGCAUUACAGAAUUUGCUUUUGCACAGUUUUUGAAUAUUGUAAUUAAUUAUAAGUAGUUAUUUCUGACAGUAGUAAUUAUUGUGUACAUUCAUAAACUCCGCACUUCUGGUGUUGUUGCUCCUUUCAAUUGUGGCUUCCCAUUGCGAGUGUAAGAUUGGUGAUUUUACCCAUAUGUUUUUAGAAAUAAUACUACGUUGUCAUGGGGGCCAUUAUCCUUUAUAUCUUCAGUGUAUAGUUUCAAAUUUAAAUUAUCUACAUUUUAGCAUUUUUUGUUAUACGGCAAUAAAUAUCGCAGAAAUUAGUUCUAUUUAUCAAUCAUAAAUGUUAUAAGAGCCUAUUCCUCUCUAGCAACACAUCCAAGAACAUCAUAUGGGAACAAUACUCAUAUAAUCUUCUCAAUCCAUAAUGCAUACCAUCAACUUUCCUGAUUGGUGUUGCUCUCCCAAGCAGGGAAGGUGGUGAGAUAUUGCCAAAUUUCAAAAUCCAAGAGAGGGAUGAAAGACACUAAUUAAAAUAGUUCUUCUUAUACCACGAUGUAGGUAAUGGCAUGUUUGUUCCAAACAACAACUCUGGGAAUGCUGUUUAAGGUGAUAGCUCAUUAAUGUUACACCAUUAUAAAAAAUUCUGAUGAUUAUUGUUCUAGAGGAUACUGUACUGGAGAUGCAGCUAAACAAGAGAUGUUCCAGUAUAUAGCCUGGGUGUGUAAGAUAAGGACUGAGUUCACAGCUAUGUUUAAUACCACAUGACUCAUAAGUUUAAAAUAUAUAUUUCAGCCAAGGUCAGGAAAUAGUAGGAAACUGAAAGAACGACAGAUGCUGGAAAUCGGAAACAAAAACAGAAAUUGCUGGAAAAUCCCAGCAAGUUUGGAAGCAGCUGUGGAGAGAAAUCAGAGUUAACGUUUUGGGUCCAGUGACCUAUCCUCAGAACUGGGUUUCUGUUUUUUUCCAGAAAUAACAGCACUGGACAGGUUCUCCUAGUGAUGUCAAAUAUGUGUGGGUAAAUAAUAUAUUAGGUAUUGAGGUAGUCAUCGCUAUACCGAGAAAUUCAGGUAAAGCGAGCCAACUCGAUUGAUAUGAUCGGUGUUUCAACUAUUUUCAGUUUCCAUAUAUUGUGCAGGAGAAGCUAUUGAAGAUUUUUGAUCACACUUCAGUUGUUAAUUAAACUGAUUCUUUGCUUAUCUAGUCCUUUACAGGCUUCUUAAAUCAUUACUAAGGAACAACUGUUUCUGAAAUCAUUACUGACAGGCAGAGAACUCUGGUGUUAGUACUGUUUGGAAGGGGAGAUUGGUUAGAAACCUUGUUGCACCUCAUGAAUGCGUCUUCAGCUGACUCAGCAUUUAUCUUCAAACAUUGUGAUCAAAUAUUUGGGUAGUUUUAAAGCAGUAGCAUAGAAAUAUGUUGCUCUGAUAGGAAAAAAAAGUUAUUUUCAUAAAAUGUUAUCUCGAGUUGUAAAACAAAUGUAUGAUUUAUACAGCACCAGGGCACUGCAAUAUCAGUGCCUGACAGACUUUUCCAUAAGAUCGAUAGUAAAUCAAUUCUGAGUCCUUAGUUUAUAAAUUCAUUAAAACAUUGUUUAAUUAUUUGUUUUAUUACACUGGAUUGCUUCUAAUUAUUGUCAAUUUUAAGUUUUAACGUAGAAUUAGAGUGCAUUGCAUUAUACAAUGGCCUAUAAUGUUAGGUUGAAAAUUUUAUCAGUCAGUUAGUUAAAAUGUGAUGAUGGGUCUAUAGCAUGAAAUUGUUUCUAAUGCAGUAUUGGAUUGGCAUUCUCAAUAAGGCUACAGGGAUGACUGACAUGGAAAUGGAACUGUACUAUUUUGUUAAGUAUUACUAUCCCAAAAUUGGAGUUAUGGUGGGAUUGAUCAAAGAGAAAUUUAAUGCUCUAGAUGUGGGAGUACUUAAUAAUAACAAUGGAUACUUGAAUUGGGAAUGUGCUCCCUUCACCAGCCCUUGCCUUGUAGAGGGUCAAAAUGUAGAGGGCUGUUUUAGACUACUGACAAAUUGUAUGAAUUUGGAGGCAAUAUGAGCCUCCAUAAACAUCUCCAGCCAUAACCAUGUUGAAAUUAACAUGAGAAGCAAGCAAAGAAAAGAAUUUGAAAAUAUCUUCUGGCAAAACUAUUCACUGUACUCCUGACAACAUUCCCCUACCCACCCCAUUAAUUCAUUUCACUCCACAAGAUAUUUAAGGAACAGAUGAGCUUGUUGUUCAUAGUGCAAAGUUGUGACCCCUAAAAAUACACAUGCUGAUAGCCAGCACACUAUAUCUAGUCAUCCAAGCCAAACUGUUCUUAUGAAUGUGUGAUUGUGGUAUCUUUCCACAAAUUGCCAAUACACGAUGAAUAAUUAAAUCCAACCUGGCUAAUUAUCAAUCUACUAGCUUCUUGCUUGUCAACAGGAAAUUAAUGAAAAGAGUCAUCAGCAUUGCCAUUGUAUGAUGAUUACUUGUCAAAGGCUUGCUCAUUGACUUUCAUUUAGUUGUGACUAGAAUUACUUGAUUCCAAUCUCAUUCCAGUCUUGACCAUGAUGCAUAUGGUAAAAGUGAAAAACAAGGUAAGAGCUGUACAUCUCAAAACCAAGGCAGCAUCUGAGAAGCAGUACUUCCAUGGAAUACUAUUCACAAAUUCCGGACAUCCCAAAUUGCUUUACAGCCAACUGAGUACUCUAGUACUCUGUAGUCAUUAUUCUAGCAUAAGAAAUACGUGGGAAAUUUGCACACAGAAAGCUCCCACAAACAACAAAGAGAUAACGACCAGGUUUUUAAAAAAUAUUGACAGAGGGAUAAAUAUUGGCCCAGUCAUUAACGGAUAGCUCCCCUGUCUCCCCUGCUCUUCACAUCCAUGUGAGAAAUCAUUUGUGACUUCAACUUAAUAUCUCUUUACUGCAGGAGUUCCUCAGGUUAGCAUCUUUGGUUCAACCAUUUCAUGAGUGAUUCCCCCUCUAUUGUAAGGAUAGAGAUGCUCAAUGAUUUUUGAGCUCCAUUUACUACACCUUUGAAAUGACAGCCCUUAUCAUUUUGCAGCAGGAACUGAAUAUUCAACAAUAAAUAGUGAAGCAAUGACUUUAAAAAAGAGAAGUUCCAAUUGCAUCCCCAUCUUAAACAGCAUCAUAAUUGUUGAGGUCCCCAUCAACAUCUCAAGAGUUACCAAUGACUGGGAAGUUAAUAGGAGCAACCAAAAUAAAAUGUGGCUAUUAAGUGCAAGGCAGAAGCUGGGUACUCAAGAAUGAAACUAGCCCAAAUCCUCUCAUCUAUUAACACAUGGUAGGAGUCCCAUCAACAUUGUUUAAGAUGGAGUAGUUGGUUUGACUGUGUCCAUACUACUGAAGUUAGUAAGCACUGCCUCCAGCACCAGUGAAUCAUGAUUAUAGCGUGAACAAUCUACAGGAUAUAUGCGGCAACUACUAAGAUGAAUUCAAAAGCACCUCUCCGUCACCAAAAAGAGUUGAGCAGCAAUAUCAUGAGACCACCAUCAUCUCUGAAUUCCCUUCAAUAUACUUACCAUCCUAUAAUGCAACAUUGUUCUAUUUUUGCAGCAUCUUAGAAUUCUUUACAUUAUACCACAAUGAGAAUAGCCUUGUACAAGGGGUUGGAUUACUCAGGUAGAUAAGAGCCUGGUGCAGAUUGACACUACAGCAUGGGGUUAGUUCUUUUACUGGCUGAGAGUUUGUGGAGGUCUAUCGACUAACCUGCCCAUAAUAUCAUUAUGGUAUUAGCCAUUAUUAGUGACCCUCAGUGGACUGAAAGAAAGAGAAAGAAGCAGUGAGACAACCUGAACUGGUCAUCCUCAGCAGCUGUCAAGCUACCCAGAUGUCUUGGAGCUUAUUUGCUUCUGGGAUCAACCUGUGAGAAUGGGACCAGCAGAAUGCAACCUUCCUUCACUAAAUCAAAUAUUCCAAUGUAGCAUUAGCUGUAAAAGUGUGAUCUUUGAAGUCAUCUACAGUUUUGACAUAAACAAGGUGUCUGCCACCACUACUGCUAUUGAGAACCACAAUAAUUCAUGGGAAAGGUCCAAUACCACCAUCUCAGAGCAGACAGGGACGGGUAAUAAGUUCUUGGAAGUAGGCUCCCAUGCCCCAAGAACAAAUUGAAAACAUCAAAACUGUACCUAGUGAGUUUCUGAAGUAGUCAUUUGGUAUUUGUUGUAAAAGGUUCUCAGGCACAGAAAUACAAUGAAUGUUGCCUUCCUGUUCUUCCCUCCUCCCUCAUCACAUUUUUGUUGACUUCCUCAAACAUGAAAUACUGGUAGUUUGAACAAGUCGCUAACAUACAAUGUCACACAAUGUCUUAAAGUUCCUUUUGGUAACCUCAUGGGUAAUGGGCAUCUUCAGCUACAGCUGUGAGUCAUAAAAGUCAUAAGGUCCUGCUAUAUGUUGAAUUGAUUUGAGCAGCAGUUGUUUUUUUUACUGAUAGUUUUCAUGGUCUUGAACAAGGGGAAGGAAACAUAAGCUAGCAUUCCUCUUCCUGAUGGUGCCUAUUAGAAAGAGAGCACAUUUAGGUGUCAGACGGUGAGUGCACAGUUCAGCUUCAAAGACAUCUAUAGUUUCUUUUUAAAAAUGUGCAGACCCUCAUUAUCUAAAUCAUGUAUGAUGAACAGAUAUUACGUCAAGAUCACAGAGGACUGCCUGUAUCUUGGAACAAUCAUGGGAAACAGAUUACAUUGCAAGUCACUUUGAUGACAAAUAAUGUUUAAAGGAGGGUACUGCACAGGCUUGUAAAUACUUUGAUCGCUGCAGUAACAAACAGUAUUCCUUUAUAAAGUUGGCUGUACAUGAAUUUGUAAAGGAUAAAGGCUACUAGCUCUCUGAUGGACCCUAUUGUGGUUAUGUUGGAGUACAGGCUAUGCACAGAAAAUAGGCUGGUACUGGGAUGUGGCAGAUGUCAUAGAUUACUUGGAGUUUAGGUGGAAUCAUGGCUGAGGCGAAAGUCUCUUUGCGCUCCAAUGUCAGAAGGGAUAGGGCUGAAAGCCAAGACUCCCUUUGCUGUGAGUUGCUGCUUCAGAGCUCCAGUGGCAUUCUGUAGUUAUCCUACGACUAGCAUGCUCAGCUGUGAUGUACCAGCCUCCUGAAGCUGGCAGAGUAGACCCCAUCAGACUGGACUCAAGUUUCAAUUCCAGGAAGCAGUCAAGAAAAAAGAUUAUUUUUUAAAUGGUCCAUCCUGUAUUGUGAGGGAACCAAAGUGUCUAGAUGGCAGCAGAUACCAGAAUUCUGGCCUUUGUGAAUUGGUGAAUACACCCAGGACUGUUGGCAAGGAGCAAUCCCAUAAUAAUAAUCAGGUGCUCUUUUGCCCAAUCUGCAGUCUGUGGCAGGCGAACAUUGGCAAGCUAUGGGAGUGGCAAGGGUUAGUGGACCUGUACAAUUUCUAUGGAAUAGCAUCCAGAGCCAAGAUGUUCCAAAGGAAAACACGUGAAACCUGAUUUAAAUUGUUAGCCCUACAGCAAUGGCCACAUAGGAAUGUCAACCAGGAUUUGUGCUAAAUAGAGUGUGAAAUGCAUGCCUAAUCUCUGCAUAUGCAGACUACUUAAACAUUAAGACUUUAUGGUUUUAGAUACAUUGCUUUGAGACUUCACGAGAUUAUUUUAAAUAAUUUGUUUGCACAUUUUUGAUUAAAUGCUGUGAUACUUAUCAUUUAGCAACCAGAGGCAAUUAUUCUCAGUACAAAUAUGUUUAUGUAUUUUAUCCAUCACGGUGUGUGCAGCCAUUUCCCUAAUGUAUAUUAAUAUGACACUGUUGAAAAGGCCAUGUGUAUAAUAAAGAUUACAAAAGUAUUUAAUACUGAUCACA